AUGUCAUGGUCGCCUGAUAACACUUCGGUGUUACAAUUAUCUACUCUAUUGAAAGACUCCAUGUCUCCAGAUCAAACUCAAAGAAACCAUGCCAUGGAAUCAUUGGAUCAAUUCAAAUUACAACCAGAAUAUUUAAAUUAUCUUUGUUAUAUCUUAAUUGAAGGUGAAUCUAACGAUUUAUUAAAACAAAACUUCUCUUCCAUGGAACUUCAGAAUAAUAGAGCCACGUCAGGUAUUCUAUUGAAAAAUUCCAUGCUAACUCCACAAUCAUUCGAUAUCAAUUAUGUUAAAUCAAAUAUCAUCCAUGGUCUUUAUAACUCCACAAAUACUCUUAUUACAAACGUCACAGGGAUCGUCAUCACAACUUUGUUUUCCACUUAUUAUAGACAGAAUAGAGAUGAUCAAACUGGUAUGCAAUUAUUAUCACAAUUAUUGGAAUUGACUUCAAAGGGAAAUGAACCAAGUAUUAAAGCACUCUCCAAGAUAAUGGAAGAUAGCGCUCAAUUUUUCCAAUUAGAUUGGUCAGGAAAUAUUAAGCCAAUGGAAAUCUUAAUCGAUCAUUUCAUUCAAUUCAUUACAAACCCUGCCAAUGAUUCAAAUAUCAUUAGAUCAGAAUCCAUCAAAUGUAUUAAUAAUAUCAUUCCUUUACAAAAUCAAAUUUUCUUAUCGAGAUUGGAUGAAUAUUUAAACAUCAUCUUCACAUUGGCUCAAAACGUCGAAGAUGAUUUAGUUAGAACUCAAAUAUGUAUCACUUUUGCUACAAUUCUAGAAUUUAGACCUGAUAAAUUAAUAUCUCACUUAUCAGGAAUUAUUCAAUUCAUGCUACAUAUCAUUGGUUCAGUCAAGGAUGAAAAAGUUGCCAUUGAAGCUUGUGAAUUUUUAUAUACUUUGGCCACUAAUUCAAAUAUUCCACAACAUAUUUUACAACCUUAUAUUGAUACAGUGGUUCCAGUUCUUUUAAGUAAAAUGGUUUAUAAUGAUGAAUCCAUUUUAAUCCUGGAAUCCUCAAACGAUGAUGAUGCCUUCCAAGAAGAUAAAGAUGAAGAUAUUAAGCCAAUGGCUCCUCGUAUUGUAAAGAAAAAGGAUAACUCACAAGGUGGUGAUGACGAUGAUGAUGAAGGUGAUGACGAUGACGAUGGUGGUGAUGUAGACUUACAAUGGAAUUUAAGAAAAUGUUCUGCUGCUACUUUAGAUAUUCUAACAAAUUUAUUACCUCAUGAUGUAAUGAAUAUUGCCUUCCCAUUCUUAAGAGAGCAUUUGACUUCAGACAAGUGGUUUAUUAGAGAAGCUACUGUAUUGGCCUUAGGUGCUAUGGCUGAAGGGGGGAUUAAAUAUUUCGAUGAUCAAUUACCUACUUUGAUUCCAUUCUUGGUUCAACAAUUAAAAGAUCAAUGGGCUCCUGUUCGUAAAAUCACCUGUUGGACUUUAAGUAGAUUUUCUACUUGGAUCUUAAAGGAUCACACUGAAUUUUUAAUGCCAGUCAUUGAAGAAAUUAUCAAAACAUUAAUGGAUAAGAAGAAAGAUGUUCAAGAAGCUGCCAUUAGUAGCGUCGCUGUUUUCAUUGAAAAUUGUGAUGCUGAAUUAGUGGAAACUUUGUUGUAUACUCAAUUAUUAACAAAUUUCGAUCAAUGUUUUAAAUUUUACAAAAAAAAGAAUUUAAUUAUUCUUUAUGACGCUGUUGGUAGAUUUUCUGAAAAAGUUGAAUUGGAUGAUAAUGCAAUGAAUAUGAUCUUACCACAUCUAAUUAACAAAUGGACUUCAUUACCUGAUAACGACAAAGAAUUAUGGCCUUUAUUGGAAUGUUUAUCAUGUGUCGCAUCAUCUUUGGGUUCCAAAUUUUUACCAAUGGCUCCUGAGGUUUACAACAGAGCUUUCAGAAUUCUAUGUAGUUGUAUUGAAUUGGAAACUAAAUCUCAAGCUGAUCCUAGCAUUGUGGUACCAGAAAAGGAUUUCAUAAUCACUUCUUUAGAUAUGAUUGAUGGUUUGGUGCAAGGUUUAGGCCAAGAUUCACAACCUUUACUUUUCCCAAAUGACGGUCAAGAUAGAGUUUUAUUACAGGUUAUGUUGACUUGUUUACAAGAUUCGGUGCAUGAAGUUAGACAAAGUGCCUUUGCUUUAUUAGGUGAUAUCGUAUAUUUCUUGGAUGCUAAUCUGUUAUCCACUACAUUGCCUCAAUUUUUGAAAUUAAUUGGUAUGGAAUUAGUACACAAUGAUGAUUCAGAUGGUAUACCUGCUUUAAUUAAUUCUAUUUGGUCAUUAGGCUUAAUCUCUGAACGUAUAGAGUUGAGAGAUUAUAUAAUCGAUCUUUCAAAAGUACUAUUAGAUUUAUUCACUUCAACCCAACAAAUAUUGGAUCGUUCUGUUUUGGAAAAUGCUGCAAUUACAAUAGGCAGAAUGGCAAUGACCCAUCCAGAAGUCUUUGCAUCUGGAGUUUUUGCUAAUGAUUUAAUUUGGUCUAAAUGGUGUGAUUCAGUGGACAAAUUGGAUAUCCUAGAAGAAAAGAGUAGUGCUUAUAUGGGGUUCAUUAAGAUCGUUAAUGUUACUGGUGAUCAAGUACAAAUGUCUUCAAAAACUUUGAGCAAGAUCAUAAGAGGAUUAUCUACCAAUGUAGACUCAUCAGUUUUUGCUCAAGAUGUGUAUACUUUCCUUGUAAAAUACCAAAGCAUCAUAGGAACUCUUUCCCUAUCACCUGAAGAAAUAUCUUUCUUACAAAACUUUAACGGUUAA
Molecule: messenger RNA, 2727 nt
Organism: Henningerozyma blattae CBS 6284
Lineage: Eukaryota; Fungi; Ascomycota; Saccharomycetes; Saccharomycetales; Saccharomycetaceae
Gene: KAP104
Product: Kap104p
Exons: 1
Coding region: 1-2727 (908 amino acids)
Biological process (GO): protein import into nucleus
Cellular component (GO): cytoplasm; nucleus
Molecular function (GO): nuclear import signal receptor activity; protein binding
Source: RefSeq, a predicted model, not a curated record